Tauraco erythrolophus (red-crested turaco) is the source of this 1146-nucleotide messenger RNA. NCBI's taxonomy places the organism in Eukaryota, Metazoa, Chordata, Aves, Musophagiformes, Musophagidae. The record is from RefSeq and is a predicted model, not a curated record.
UGGUAGUCGCUCUUCCAAAACCUUCAAACCAAAGAAGAAUAUUCCAGAGGGGUCUCACCAGUACGAGCUGCUCAAACAUGCCGAAGCCACGCUUGGAAGCGGUAAUCUGCGGAUGGCCGUUAUGCUUCCAGAGGGCGAAGACUUAAAUGAAUGGGUUGCAGUUAACACUGUUGACUUCUUCAACCAGAUCAAUAUGCUUUAUGGAACCAUCACGGACUUCUGCACCGAGGAGAGCUGCCCCGUCAUGUCUGCUGGCCCAAAAUACGAGUACCACUGGGCAGAUGGGACAAACAUCAAGAAACCAAUUAAGUGCUCUGCACCAAAGUACAUUGAUUACCUGAUGACGUGGGUCCAGGAUCAGCUGGAUGACGAAACGCUGUUUCCUUCUAAAAUAGGUGUACCGUUCCCAAAGAAUUUCAUGUCAGUGGCAAAGACAAUUUUAAAGCGUCUCUUCAGAGUUUACGCUCACAUUUAUCACCAGCACUUUGAUCCAGUGAUCCAGCUACAGGAGGAGGCACACCUUAACACUUCUUUCAAGCACUUUAUAUUUUUCGUUCAGGAAUUCAACCUUAUUGAUAGAAGAGAACUUGCACCGCUUCAAGAACUGAUUGAAAAACUCACCUCUAAGGACAGAUAAAAGGAAGAGCAUUUCUUCAAGUCACUUGUUUCUUUAAGCAAGCGUGUGGUAUUUGUUUUUUGUUCAUUUGUUUUUUUUUUUAAAAAAAAAACAAAACAAAAACCUGUGCUGUUGCUAAUGACAGCCAAGAUCUACUUUCUGUGCUUUUAAUUAUUAGGGGAAAUCUUUUCUCUGUUAGUGACAAGUGGUUAAAUAGCUUUUUUUUUUUUUUUUGAUUGUUAUUCAUUGUGGGAUUUUAGCAGGUGCUGAGUGUUUAUAAAGGAAACAUGCUUGGUCUGGAGAUUGACUCUGCUGGUGGAUGGGUUCUUGUAUUGUGUCAGUGGUAGCUCAUUCUCAUGAAGUCCCUAAAAGACUUGCUUACAUUCUCUAAGUGCCUUGGCAGACUCGCUUCUGAGGUGCAAAGCACAUAAAAUACUGAACAUUGCUGGAAACAGAAAAUACGAACUAACACCCAGGACACUUACUGAUAGUUCUUUUAGAAAAAAAUAUAUAUGCUUACACUAAAAAAA